GGUCGGUUGGAUUCUAUCACCGGGACAGCACUGGUCCUGGAGCCACGGGGUCCGUGGAGACGCUCCACGACGCGGCUACGUGGAGCAGACUCGUACAGUAGCUACGGCCAAGCAGACAGCGUGUGUUUUAGGCUGUUCCAGUCAACCAAUUGAGGUCAGUCGCUCAAUAAUUAAAGCGUGUCACUGGUUAGUGCACGAGCUGGGUCGCCCAAUGGGAGAGACGGAUGUCAGAUCAGAGUGAAAGAGAGUCGGAGUGACGGAUAAAAGAAAGCUAGAAUACGAGGAUAAGCGGCAGCACAGCCUGGGACAGAGAUGUCUGAGGGUUGAGCAGGCCGUACAGCCGGUACCUGAGUAGAAGAACAUCAGUGUCGUCGGCCACGCAGUGAACCCAGUGCAGAAGUGAGGCAGCAGUGCAGUGUGUGCGCUUCCACGUUUGUGCCCUGAGUAGACGGACAUGGAGCAGCCUGAAGUCCAGUCCGAUCGCUGGUGAUCCUCAGCCGCGCGGGUGAGGUUGUCUGGAGUCCACCUGCUCAUGGACGGACCUUCAUCAGCCUGAGAGUGAAGUUGGCUGGAGACCACAGGUCCUCCCUCCACACACUUUUACCCUCCACAACUGGUAGAACUCCAGAGAAUCCAUUCACCAGUUUGAAACUGGCAGCUGAUUGUGAAUGAACUUAUCGAAGGGGCCAUUGGUGAACAGCAGCAGUGACGAGAACUCCAAGUCCACGUAUGGUAAAUGCGGUGCCGGUGCCUGGAGGAUGCACCAGAACUACGAUCCACUGGAGGUCAACCACAUGAGAGACGCCCAUGCCCUCUACAACCCCAGGCUUCUCUGCAGAAUGUCCAGUAAGGAGCGCCACCUUGAAUCCAACUGUCCGUCCUCCUACAUAAAGACUGAGCCGUCUAGUCCUGCCUCUCUGACUGACAGUCUAAACCAUCAUUCCCCCGGUGGCUCCAGUGAUGCCUCAGGCUCGUAUUCGUCCACGAUGAACGGUCAUCCCAACGGCUUGGACUCCCCGAGCCUUUACGGCUCCAACGCGGGCCCCCUGGGUCCCACCGGUGGCCCCGGUUCGAAGCGUUACGAGGACUGUUCGUCAACUAUCGGUGAAGACUCGCAGAUCAAGUGCGAGUACAUGUUGAAUUCGAUGCCCAAGAGGCUGUGUCUGGUGUGCGGGGACAUUGCGUCGGGGUAUCACUACGGAGUGGCGUCCUGCGAAGCCUGCAAGGCCUUCUUCAAACGCACCAUCCAAGGCAACAUCGAGUACAGCUGUCCAGCCACCAACGAGUGCGAGAUCACCAAGAGGAGACGCAAGUCGUGCCAGGCCUGCCGCUUCAUGAAGUGUCUGACUGUGGGCAUGCUGAGGGAGGGUAAGGGAAAAGGUGUUCGUCUGGACAGGGUCCGUGGUGGGAGACAGAAGUAUAAACGCCGGAUAGAUGCAGACAACAGCCCAUACCUGAACCCACAGCUGGCCCUGCCCCCCAAGAAGCCAUUUGCCUUUGGCUGCCUUGCAGAUAACAAAAUCGUCUCUCACCUGCUGGUGGCCGAGCCAGAGAAGAUUUACGCCAUGCCCGACCCAACGGUACCAGACAGCGACAUCAAGGCCCUGACCACGCUUUGUGACCUGGCGGACAGAGAGCUGGUGGUCAACAUCGGCUGGGCCAAGCAUAUCCCAGGUUUCUCCACGCUGUCGUUGGCAGACCAGAUGAGUCUACUGCAGAGCGCGUGGAUGGAGAUCCUGAUCCUGCGCGUCGUCUACCGCUCGCUGUCCUUCGAGGACAAGCUGGUCUACGCAGAGGACUACAUAAUGGACGAGGACCAGUCGAAGCUGGCCGGGCUCCUGGACCUGAACAACGCCAUCCUGCAGCUGGUCAAGAAAUAUAAGUCCAUGAAGCUGGAGAAGGAGGAGUUCGUCACUCUGAAGGCCAUCGCUUUGGCUAACUCAGACUCCAUGCACAUCGAGGACGUGGAUGCAGUGCAGAAGCUCCAGGAUGUGCUCCACGAGGCCCUGCAGGACUACGAGGCGUCCCAGCACCAGGAGGACCCCCGCCGGGCGGGCAAGCUGCUCAUGACCCUCCCCCUGCUUCGCCAGACCUCCACCAAGGCCGUGCAGCACUUCUACAGCAUCAAGCAGGACGGCAAAGUCCCAAUGCACAAACUCUUCCUGGAGCUGCUGGAAGCCAAGGUGUGAGGACGCAAACGCUGGGGGGGCGGCCCCUCACCCGCCCGAACCUCCUGAGCUUCGGUUCAAACUCUAAGCAACAACUUUGAAUGACCUCUCGCUCUUUUACUCGCACACACUUACUGUACACACAUGCGCUCACAGAAACACGCCCCGAGAUGAAACACACAACUCCAACCUCCUACCUGAACCCUGAACCUCCAUCGUCUGUAAUGAAAAGGGCGCUGAAAGACUGGCGUGAGACCUGUAUGAUGACGGAAGGGUCGCUUCUUUAAAGGUGUUAAUAGUCAUGACAUUUACCACAGUGACUGUGGACACUGACGAUGGCAACACAGUCACUUAUGCAUUUGAAGACACUAAAGAGGACGAAAACUCUUAAAUGAGGACAAAGUGAAAAGGCUGACUUUAAUUCUGAGACUCUCAAACUGCACUCGUUUCUCCGUUUUCUCUCCCUGUUUCCCCCCAACAGAGUUUUUUAAGUGUUUAAAAAUGAAGAAAACAAGCGGGAAGAGAAAGAACGCUGAAGAAGUAACAAUGACAAAUGACAUGUACAAAUGUGGAUGAUGGACAGAAAGAGAAGAAGAGGAAAUUCGCCCUGCCAAAGAAUGGAGCUCCUCCAUUCAGAGCAUGCCAGCAGACCUUACUGUCAUGACCGGCCUUCGGUCCUGGGCCUCAGGGAGUGCUGCUGAUUUUAAGAUUGUUGUGGUUCUAGUAAAAGUCAGCAGAGCUCCGCGUGUCAAGGCCCAGGAUCGUAAACCACAGCUGUAACCACAUUCUGGUUCUCCCUAAAUUCAGUUCCUGGCCUCCCGUUCUUCAACCGCUGUUGGGUCCAGUAGCUCCGGCCUCACACACCUACAGUAUCAUUGUUUAAACGCUGGCGUGGCUGGAAACUGUUUCAAAUGUUGGAACCGCACGGGGGAUUCGUUGACAGACCACCAAACAGGGCGUUACUCCCCCGAUGGCUCGCUGCUACGUGUGAGCUCUGGGUUCAGAGCCUCCGUGGGUAGAUGUUCUGUCAAACGCUCCUCUCGUGUUUAGACAUCUGUUUGAAACACUUUCGGCUGCUCAGUGGCUCCACACACCAGUCAGUAGAGAUUUCAGUCUGUCAAUGUGCCAUUUAAAACACAGUUCGCUCAUUACCCAAACUCCAAAAACUUCAAAGUGUCACUUCAGUGCUUCCUCUCCCUGCUCCGCUGCGUUCAGCGACGUCCAGCUCAUCUCUUGCGUCAGUGCAGAGAUGCUUUUGUGAUUCAUUCAGGGAGUGACGAUGGAAAGGUGUGCUGACAACAAACUGACUGAAGAACAACUAUUCUUGCUUUGUUUCCUUUAUUUAUAUCUUGAAUUAAGAAUAAUCUUAGCGAUGAUACCAAUAUUAGGGUUGUAAAUAACUGUCAUCCUGUAUAUGACCUAUACCACAGCUUUGUUUUUGUUAAUAAUAUUGUCUUUCUUUAAUCUGAAUCAAUCAAUGUUUUUCCUUUUUUCUAUUGGCUUGACCACUUUCAGCAGUUAUCAUACAUAUAUAAAUAUAACGAGUAAUAAUGUAUUAACGGAUCAGCGUUUAUCUUAGGGAACUCUGAUCAAUAGUGUUUUAAAGGUGGGUUUGUGUGUUCACUACGGGCUAAGUCUGCAAUAUAUUAACAUUACGGCCAGUCUGGGGAUUAGAGAGAGAGAGAGGACGAGCAAGAGGGUUUGUGGCGCCUCUUUCUCUCUGUGUAACUUGCCAUAAGCUAUUAGAUAACGGUCGGUUUCCUUUCGUUAGUGACAGUCGGGCAGGAGCUAAUACGCAGCGGGAACGUUAACCGAGCUACAAUAUCCAACAUCAAGUUUGCAGUGAAUAAAUGUUUCUAAUAUUAGCACCUUUUUGCCAAUGAAAACGUCUGCUUGCAUUUGCUGUAACGUGUGGGAACCAUUGGAAUAAUGAUUGGUACUAAGGGAAAUGGUGCUAUAUCUAAAACAAAGCAUUAGAGUUUAGCAGCAGGAACACGCACGAUUUACUGAUCACAGCUUUAAGGUGGUGACAGCUGAAGGUUUUGUGAUAGAAUUCAACUUCUAAAGCCAAAAUGUGUAUCUACUGUAGAUGAGGUAAUCUAAUAUCAAAUGGCGACUAGUUACAGCUGAGGGUGCUGCAGUUUAAGUGUAGUUGAUCUAACAUCACAUGCUCAGUAUUGAACAUCAGUAUUAAGUAAGGGGUAUUUUCUCAGCCUUCUACAUUGUAUAUUGUAAAUUAUACAGAUUAUAAUUCUAACAUAAGACAUUUUAUUGGAAACAAAAUCCAAAAAAAAAAGAAAAAAAAGUAGUUCAACCUUGAUGUGUGUUUCACGUUUGCUGUUUUUUCUAUCCAGAAAAAAUCCCAUUUCCUUGAAUUGUUUUCGUCCUGUUUCGGUUUGAUCUUCUCCUCCUCGGUUGAGUCCUCUGAGGCGUUUUGCUGUGUACCUUUUCUUGUGGUGAUUCCCGUUCUUGUGCCGUGUGCUUCUUCUUUAGACAACACAGAUUAGAGUAGAGGCCAUGUCGUCUGUCUGUGGGAUCUGUCCAGCAGAUUCCCUCACAACCAACCCGACCCGAUUCAAGGCUCUUUUCUAGGCACCAGGAUCAAAUGACAGUAUUCAUCUUUACCAAACUAUACAUAAUUAAAUAUUUAGUAUCUAAAUGAAGAAACACCUAACAAGUAUUUAAAAGGGAUCAUUUGUGUAACUUUCCUGUAGAAUAACAAUAUACUGUAUAUCUUUAGGUUUAAAUGAAGAUGUGAGAGGGACAUUGGACUAUUUCAGAACUGUAGGUGACUCUUUUUUUGAUAAAGCCGCUGUACAUACCCGCCUCCAUGCAGCUCAGUCAUCACCAAGCAAACAGAGAAAAAAAACAAGAAUCUUUGAUUUUUUUAAUUUCCAUUGUUUCCUGUUUUUCAGCUUUAAAUCAAAAAGUGAAACGUGUGGGCUGCGAGGAAGAGUCAAAGAACAGACGUGUUUCUCUUCACAUUGUGGGGAUGCGUCUCUGCUUUUUAACUGAAUAAACAAUUUCCCGUUUUCAACUCAAAAAUUUCAACGAACUUUGUUGGUAUUAAACUCAUUGUUCUUCUUGAUACCAAUGUAUAGAGUCAUGGUGCACAAAUGCAUGUUCUGCACACCUCCAAACGUGUCUAGGGUUCAAAACGAAUCCUGAACAUGAACACAUCAUGUUUUUAGAGAGAAAAUAUGCAGAAAAUAUAUUUCAUGUGUGCAUUUAAAUAUUUGUAGACUUAAGACAAAAUCUGAUGACGAGGCUGACUUUCCUGUUUUGAUUGUAUCACUGUCUCAUUGUCAGAAAACUGGUAUCGAUGAGAGAAGGUGCUCUUUUCCUGCCGUUGUCUCUACUGUUGAUUUGUCAGUUGUCAAACCAGUCCUGUGCACUAAAGAACGGUUCAGUGUGAUGAAGGGUCUCACACAUCUCCCUGAGGUUUCAAAGAAUAAUGUGCAAGCUACAUUUCAGAUAUUAUAAAAUACUGAUGGAGGUAUUUUAAAUGACUUUGGUCCUACACAAACAUGUAAAAAAGGAGAAACUCUACAAACCGACAUCUGGAGGGGGAUGUGUUUUAGACAUAUAUGACUUGCUGCUCAUCGCCAAUAUAUUAUUUAAUGUACAGGAUCAGUGUUUUGUUGGUUUUUCUUUAAAAGCAAUAUUUUGAAAACUGUACAAAGACGAGGCGAGACUUGCACUCGUUUGUGUCGGGUUCCAGAUUCAAAUGCUGAUGAAAGCUUUUUAGCAGACUGGUGUUUUCUAUGAUGAGCAGUGGAAACACUGUUUGGGUUUUUGUUGAGGUACUGAUAAAGAGAGUUUGACCUGGUUUUGCUUCGGGCGCUAUGUUAUCAGCCUCAACCUAAAUCCAUUAGCUGCAAAUACUCUAUGUAACACUAGCGGGAGCAGACGGACGAACUAUUUAGCCAUAGUGACACAGCAGGAUUCCCCAUCUUCAGCGGCUGCCCCUUAAAACUGCUAAGGCCAAACUGUGUCUGUCUACAGCUCUACAGUGUUUAAGCGUUUAGUUGUAUUUAAUCCCCACCUGUGCUGCAGCUCGCUCUGCAGCCUGAACUCGCAGAUAUGGAGAAAAUAUCUAAUGGACAGCGAUCGUUGACACAUAUGUAAGAGUCGUGGAUGAGAGAAGACCCUGUAGUGUUAUUGAAAACAUGUCCGUAGAUUUUAGAUGUGCUUCACAUCAGUAAAGGGAAAAAAACAAUUACCUGUAUAUUUUUGUGAUGUGUAUCAUACAAGUGUGCUCCAACAAUUAUGUCCAUUUGUGUAAAUGUAUUUAUUUCACAUUGUAUAUAUUGUUCAAUGCAAAAAGAGAGACCUAUGAUUCUGUAACUUAAUCUACUAUGGGUUGAAACAUUACAUGUGUUACUCCAGACUAUGCCUUUCAGGAUUAUUACAGUAGAGCAAUAUCAAUUAAAACCAGGCUUCCAGUUUUGAAA
Molecule: messenger RNA, 6622 nt
Organism: Betta splendens (Siamese fighting fish)
Lineage: Eukaryota; Metazoa; Chordata; Actinopteri; Anabantiformes; Osphronemidae
Gene: esrrga
Product: estrogen-related receptor gamma a
Exons: 13
Coding region: 669-2189 (506 amino acids)
Biological process (GO): regulation of DNA-templated transcription
Cellular component (GO): nucleus
Molecular function (GO): zinc ion binding; DNA-binding transcription factor activity; sequence-specific DNA binding
Source: RefSeq, a predicted model, not a curated record